AUGGAGAAAUUCCUCAAUAUUCUCCUUUUGAUUUCAAUUGUUUACUCAAUUUUGCUUGUAGCUUUGGGCAAUGCACCCCUUAACUCCACUUAUAUUAUGGAAGCCAAAAAAAGAUUUAUGUCUAUUGAUCCAACUAAGCUUACCGAUCCUCCGAUGCCAUCACAUACUUUUACCAUUUAUAAUAGCGAUAUAUUUGAAAAAUCAAAGUUCAAGGAUUACGAUUCGUUACUUGAAAGUAGGAUCACUCAUUGUCAAGAUAGAGCAAAUUAUUUGGCAUUGAUUUCCGAAAAUGGCAAUGCAAUUGGUGCGAAUGAAACUCUGAUGAGGCCGCAUGAGAGCAGGGCUCGCGAAAAGGUUCCUAAAACGACAAGUACACAUUUCAUAAAUGGUGGGUAUGUUGUAUCUUUUACUCUUGGCACUCAGCAAAUUAAAAGUUACCUGCUAAUAGACACCGGAAGUGAUUUAGUUUGGUGGCAAUGUGGUCCAUGUAAGGCCAAAAGUUGUUAUGAGCAAAAAACUCCUUUAUAUGUUUCAACCAAUUCGAAAACAUAUCGAAAACUCGAUUGCGUUGUAAAAAUUGAAAGUUGUUUAAUCGAGUCCUCAAAAUAUGAAUGUACUCCGUUCGGUAAUCAGUGUCUCUAUGAUGUUAACUACGGAGAUGGAGCAAGAACAAAAGGUUGGAUAGCGGACGACGUGAUUACUUUUGUUUUGGACCAAAAUCCGGUAAGGAUUAUUUUUGGAUGUGGCAAAGAUCAAACGAGUGGAACACAUUUUAGUGGUGAAUAUUCUGGGAUUGCUGGCAUUGGACGUAGACGAAUGAGUGGUGGAUAUUCUUUACCAACGCAAUUUGAGGCGGACAUAAUGUCCAUGUGUCUACCGCGAUUUUUUUCCGAGAAAGGAUCGUCAAUUAGCUUCCACAAAACGUCCUUUAAAAAAACAACAUCAGCAGAGCUAUUACCAAAUUUUGCAUUCCCUUCAUUUUAUUUCGUCAACCUGUAUAAAGUUUUUAUAAACGAUAAGGAAAUUCCACUAAACCCAUCAUUGUGGAAUUUUAGAUAUGACAUGACUGGUGGGGUCAUUGUUGAUACAGGAACAACUUUUACCCUUUUUCCUCAAGAUUUUUAUACUGAAUUUCGUUACAUAUUUAGACAGGAAGUACAAGAUAUUCCUAUGGAUGCUCCAUUUGGAGCUUUUGACACUUGCUAUGAAGCGGAUCCAAGUGGUCCUGAACCAAAAUUUCCCGUUGUGAAGUUGUACUUUGGCAGGCAAGACCCGAAUAACUUAUUGCUGCUCACACAAGAUCGGGUUGUGCUGCACAUUAGAGGGAAAUAUUGCUUGGCUUUUCUAGGAUGGCAUCUAUCAGUCACAAUUUUAGGAAGUAAUCAACUCCAAGGUGUAGGAUUAACUUUUGAUACUUCAGCAAAUACUUUGUCCUUUGACUUGGAUGCAUGUGAUUGA
Lycium ferocissimum is the source of this 1458-nucleotide messenger RNA. Its product is annotated as aspartic proteinase nepenthesin-2-like. The transcript has a single exon. Gene Ontology annotation, biological process: proteolysis. Gene Ontology annotation, molecular function: aspartic-type endopeptidase activity. The coding region runs from base 1 to 1458 and encodes 485 amino acids. The record is from RefSeq and is a predicted model, not a curated record. NCBI's taxonomy places the organism in Eukaryota, Viridiplantae, Streptophyta, Magnoliopsida, Solanales, Solanaceae.